GCGAAGCCGCCGGGCCGGAAGUGGGCGGGGCGCGCGCGGGGCGACGUAUUUCCGGCGGGGAGCUGGCGGCUGCCGAGGAGGGGAGUCGGUGGCGCGGCGGCCCGGGGGCAGCCGGGGGAGAUUAAUCUUCAGCGAUGUCUUUCAUUUUCGAAUGGAUCUACAACGGCUUCAGCAGCGUGCUGCAGUUUCUAGGUUUGUACAAGAAGUCGGGAAAACUUGUGUUCCUGGGCUUGGAUAACGCAGGCAAAACCACUCUGCUGCACAUGCUCAAAGAUGACAGGCUGGGUCAGCAUGUCCCGACGCUACAUCCCACAUCAGAGGAGCUGACGAUUGCUGGAAUGACCUUUACGACUUUUGAUCUGGGUGGACAUGAACAAGCUCGCCGGGUCUGGAAGAACUACCUGCCGGCCAUCAACGGGAUCGUCUUCCUGGUGGACUGCGCAGAUCACUCGCGUCUUAUGGAAUCCAAAGUUGAGCUUAAUGCACUAAUGACAGAUGAAACAAUAUCCAACGUGCCAAUCCUUAUCUUGGGUAACAAAAUCGACAGACCAGAGGCCAUCAGUGAGGAGAAGCUGCGGGAGAUCUUUGGGCUCUACGGACAGACCACGGGAAAGGGAAAUGUGCCACUGAAAGACCUGAACGCCCGCCCCAUGGAGGUGUUCAUGUGCAGCGUGCUGAAGAGGCAAGGCUACGGCGAGGGCUUCCGCUGGCUAUCGCAGUACAUCGACUGACGCUUGGACGGACGUAAAAGAGUUUUACUCCUCUGGACUGAUCCUGUUCACAGCUUCCCUGUGGACUUUUCUAUUCGAACGCGGAAGGUUUUUCCAACCGCUUACUGGCAUUGACCAAGAGACACUCCUGGUUUUCGGCCGCCCUUAUCGCACAGUGGUGACACAACUCUUUUCCACGCGGCGGGGAGGCAGCGCCGCCGUUCUGCACAUGGGUGCGAGUUGUCCCUUUCAGUUGGGUUACAGCGGGAAGUAAAAAAAAAAAAAAAGAAAAAACAAACUCUGCAGGCUGCGCUGUUAACAGCUGAAAAAGAGAGCACGUCUCACCACUGUGGUUAAUUGACUUAAAAGGAAAAAAAAGAAAAAAAAAAAAGGAAAAAAAAAAGAAAAAGAAAAAGCAAUUAUAUUUUUUAAAGAAAGCGUUAAUGUAAACAGCGUCCCUUCUAACUUUUUAGUUGUUUAGUCCAGAGUCCGGUUAGGGUUUUUUUAAAAAUAUAUUUAACAGUAUUUAGGUAUUUCACAAAUUACUGAACCGAGGUAUCACGCUAUUAGAAGUCCUCAAUAAACGUAGCGUUUGGGCUUAACUGA
Molecule: messenger RNA, 1316 nt
Organism: Harpia harpyja (harpy eagle)
Lineage: Eukaryota; Metazoa; Chordata; Aves; Accipitriformes; Accipitridae
Gene: SAR1A
Product: secretion associated Ras related GTPase 1A
Exons: 7
Coding region: 135-731 (198 amino acids)
Biological process (GO): intracellular protein transport; endoplasmic reticulum to Golgi vesicle-mediated transport; membrane organization
Cellular component (GO): COPII vesicle coat; endoplasmic reticulum exit site
Molecular function (GO): GTP binding; GTPase activity
Source: RefSeq, a predicted model, not a curated record